AUUUCUUCCUUAGAACAAUCAACGGCCUUUUUGCCGUCUUUCACCUUUCACGAUUUUAUUUUCCCCCGUCCCGUUCUCCCGCUCUCCCGCUUAGGGCCGUCGUCGACUUGAAUCUUUCUUCCCUUUUUUUAUGCAUUUUAAUUACCUAUGUACAUAUUACUCUCUUUUAGGGGACUCUCCUCCAUAUUAUCCAAGGCGCCAUCCGACACCGUUAUUCUCUCGUCCCUACGCACGCCUAUCUGUCGCUCAAAUCGUGGUCAACUAAAGAAUGCCUACCCCGAGGAACUUCUUUCCGUCGUACUACGCGCCACGCUCGACGCCAAUCCGAACCUCCCACCGAACAAGAUAGAAGAUGUCGCCGUCGGCGUCGUCCUCUCCGAACUCGGCGGCAGCAAGGCCUCUCGCAUGGCUAUGAAUCACGUCGGAUUCCCUAAUACCACAUCUCUGUACACCGUCAACCGCGCAUGUAGCAGCAGUCUACAAGCUCUGGCCAACAUUGCGGCUCAGAUCCGCGUGGACAUGAUUAGCGUAGGUAUCGCCGCUGGGAUGGAGAGCAUGACGAGGAAUUACGCUAGCAAGGCCAUUCCCGUAGAUAGGUGGCCUGUAUUGGCCGAGAGUCCCGUCAAAGAUGCGCGCGACUGCAUUAUGCCUAUGUUGGCUACCAGCGAGAACGUUGCGAAGAGAUACAAGGUUUCGCGCGAGGAGCAGGACGAGUUCGCCUUCGAGUCCCAGCGCCGCGCUGCGAAGGCCCAGGCCGAGGGUUUAUUCGACCAAGAGAUUGUGCCCGUUUCUACUAUAUUUCAGGAGACAGAUAAGCAAGGGAACGCGAUUGGAGAGCCGAAACAGAUCACUGUCACCAAGGACGAUGGCAUAAGACCGGGCGUGACGCUCGAGGGCCUUGCUAAACUCAAACCUGUCUACGGCGAAUCUGGCACAAGUACGGCGGGCAAUUCCAGCCAGGUUAGCGACGGAGCCGCCGCGACCCUGGUGAUGAAGCGGAGUACGGCAACAGAGCUCGGACUUACCUCCAGCAUCAUAGGGAAAUUCGUGGCUGCUACUACGGUGGGUUGCGCUCCGGACGAGAUGGGCAUUGGCCCCGCACUGGCCAUCCCUAAGCUCUUGAAUCAGCUCGAUCUCAAGUUGGAGGACGUGGACCGGUGGGAGAUCAACGAGGCUUUCGCUAGCCAAUCUGUCUAUUGCUUGAGAGAGCUUGGCUUGAAAGAAGCCUGGGCGCAGGGUAAAGUUAACCCCGACGGAGGCGCCAUCGCGCUGGGACAUCCGCUCGGUGCUACGGGGGCGAGAAUGACUGCUACAUUGCUACAUGGCUUGGGGCGUACCGGAGGACAGGUCGGUGUGGUAAGUAUGUGCGUUGGGACCGGGAUGGGCAUGGCCGGUGUUUUCGUCCGUGAAUAAUCUCGGUAUGUAUGUGUAUAUGACGGUAACGAUGAAUGAAAAGUAUAUCAUAUGAAAAAGUCGAAAUACGCAUAUGAUGAUCUUCUUUGUCUCGGCACCAGGGCCAUUAGGGUUUUUUUUU
This is a messenger RNA of Daldinia caldariorum, 1534 nucleotides long. Its product is annotated as thiolase. Gene Ontology annotation, molecular function: acetyl-CoA C-acyltransferase activity. Gene Ontology annotation, biological process: fatty acid beta-oxidation; phenylacetate catabolic process. Bases 148 to 1413 code for a protein of 421 amino acids. The transcript has 2 exons. NCBI's taxonomy places the organism in Eukaryota, Fungi, Ascomycota, Sordariomycetes, Xylariales, Hypoxylaceae. Gene Ontology annotation, cellular component: peroxisome. The record is from RefSeq and is a predicted model, not a curated record.